Trifolium pratense (red clover) is the source of this 1199-nucleotide messenger RNA. Its product is annotated as vesicle-associated protein 1-1-like. The transcript is spliced from 8 exons. NCBI's taxonomy places the organism in Eukaryota, Viridiplantae, Streptophyta, Magnoliopsida, Fabales, Fabaceae. Gene Ontology annotation, cellular component: plasma membrane; endoplasmic reticulum membrane. Gene Ontology annotation, biological process: endoplasmic reticulum membrane organization. Bases 166 to 870 code for a protein of 234 amino acids. The record is from RefSeq and is a predicted model, not a curated record.
GUGCCCUCUCACUCUGUCUCGACCACAGAGUGUAAAUAGAAAAAUAAAAAGUUCCCUGGUGGUGUAGUGCUCUCUUGUGUCACAAUCCCAUUUCCAUUUCCAUUUUCAAAUUCAAUUUCCAUUCCACUUUCUGGAUCUCAUUGCUUUGAGAUUCGCAUUUCCAAGAUGAUGUCCACCGGUGACCUUCUCAACAUCGAACCCGUCGAACUCAAGUUCACAUUUGAGCUCAAGAAGCAGAUCUCUUCUUCUCUUCAAUUAUCAAAUAAGACUGAUACCUAUGUAGCUUUCAAGGUAAAAACGACUAAUCCUAAGAAGUAUUGUGUUCGUCCAAACACCGGAGUUGUUUUGCCACGAUCUACAUGUGAUGUUAUAGUUACCAUGCAAGCGCAAAAGGAAUCUCCACCUGAUAUGCAAUGCAAAGAUAAGUUUCUUCUUCAAAGCGUAAGAGUAAAUGAUGGAGUCGACCCAAAGGAGAUUACUGCCGAAAUGUUCAACAAGGAAGCAGGGCAUGUGGUUGAGGAGUGCAAAUUGAAAGUGGUGUAUGUUGCUCCAACUCAACCUCCGUCUCCUGUUCCAGAAGGUUCUGAGGAAGGAUCAUCACCUAGAGGUUCUGCUUCUGAAAAUGGUGCUGACUCCGCAACGACUAUGAGAGCAUUUACCGAACAAAACGAGUCUGCAGAGGCAAAAGCUCUUAUGUCAAGGCUGACUGAAGAAAAGAAUAAUGCUAUUCAACAAAAUAACAAGCUUCGUCAGGAACUGGACCUGCUGAAACGUGAAAGCAGCAAAAGUCGUGGGGGUGCCUCAAUGAUCUUUGUCAUAUUAAUUGGUUUACUUGGCAUAAUCAUGGGGUACCUGUUGAAGAAGACCUAAGCUUUUUCAGCAUUCAAUCUUUCAUCACACUUAGUUUCCCUAUCCUGAUGACUAUUCAAUUCAAGAAAUGAUGACGAAAGGAAAAAUAGGUUAAGUUAGAGUGUUUUUUUUGGGAGGGUCGUUAGCAAUUUGGACGUAGAAACAUUAGUUGAAAGUGUGGGUCGGUUGCUUGAUGAGCAUAUUAUUGUGAAUUGACUCAUGCUUUCAGUAACAAGCAUUCUUUUUGUAUGUUAUGGGAAAUUUGUUGUUUUGUGCGGUUCAUUUUAUGGAGCUAAUGAAAGACCACUAGUAAAAUGCAAAGUAAGAAUAUUGCAGUUUUUCGAUGUCCA